Panicum hallii is the source of this 2136-nucleotide messenger RNA. Its product is annotated as 9-cis-epoxycarotenoid dioxygenase NCED5, chloroplastic-like. Gene Ontology annotation, molecular function: carotenoid dioxygenase activity. The record is from RefSeq and is a predicted model, not a curated record. Bases 364 to 2094 code for a protein of 576 amino acids. Gene Ontology annotation, cellular component: chloroplast stroma. NCBI's taxonomy places the organism in Eukaryota, Viridiplantae, Streptophyta, Magnoliopsida, Poales, Poaceae. The transcript is spliced from 2 exons. Gene Ontology annotation, biological process: carotene catabolic process.
UGUUCCCGGCCGGUUACUUCACUUCAUAGCGUGCCACUUCCUCAGCUACGUUGUUCCUGCACUCUGUAGUCUUUUCGCGCAUCACUAAGGUGUUCUCCUACUUAACACACGUUUGAAAACUGAACUGACAAUAAAAAAGCAAAAAUGCUGAUUUUCCAGCAGAGAUACAACUACACUACACACAUGCAUGCUACAUUUUCAUCCAGCUCGCAUCCAGCCCGUUAUUCCCUCUCAACUCCAGCAAGGCAGGAAAUAUUCACAAAUUAAAUGCAUGGCUAGAAUGCACUAUAAAUACACACACAUUCAUUUCCCCAACACGCGCUGCAUCAAGCAGGACGGCCGAUCACCACGUUUACCUCGAUCAUGUCGCAUAUCGUGAUGGCACGGUGCGUAGCUUCUUCCCUCACAACCACACCACUGCUCCCGAAGCCGCCGCCGCCGCCGCCAUCGCGACCUCGCACUGCUCUACUCACCACCCACCCAUGCAAGCCAGCAACCCUAAACCCCAUCCAACGCCUCCUCGCCGCGGCCCUCGACGUCGUAGAAGACCGUGUCCUCUCCCCGCUCGAGUCGAAGAGGGCGCUUCCAUGGUGCGUCGACCCGGCGGUACAGCUCGCCGGCAACUUUGCUCCCGUGUUCGAGUCGCCAUCGCCGGUGAGAGACCUACGUGUCACCGGGGAGAUACCUCCGGCCCUGGUGGGCGGAGUCUACAUCAGGAACGGUGCGAACCCGUUGCUGCCGCCCCAGGCCGGGCACCACCUCUUCGACGGCGACGGGAUGCUCCACGCGGUGGCGUUUACUUCGUCGGCGACGGGCGGCGCGGCGCCGUCGUACGCGGCGCGGUUCACGCGCACCAACCGGCUCGUACAGGAGGCCGCGCUGGGGCGGUGCGCGUUCCCCAAGGCCAUUGGCGAGCUCCACGGGCACACGGGGCUCGCCCGGCUCAUGCUGCUCGGCCUCCGCGCGGCUGCCGGAGUGAUCGACACGAGCCGCGGCGCCGGCGCCGCCAACGCCGGGCUCGUCUACUUCGACGGCAGGCUCCUCGCGCUGUCCGAGGACGACCUGCCGUACCACGUGCACAUCGGCCCUGACCACGGCGACCUCACCACCGUCGGCCGGUUCGACUUCGCCGGGCAGCUGCGGACGCCGAUGAUCGCGCACCCCAAGGUCGACCCCGUCACCGGCGAGCUCUUCGCGCUGAGCUACGACGUCGCCCGGAGACCGUAUCUCAGGUACUUCCACGUGGACCCCGCCACCGGGGAGAAGUCCCCCGACGUGGCGGUGGAGCUCCGGCGGCCGACGAUGGUGCACGACUUCGCCGUCACCGAGAGCUACGCCGUCGUCCCCGACCAGCAGGUGGUGUUCGACCUGUGGCGCAUGCUACGUGGCGGCUCCCCCGUCGUGUACGACAACGGCAAGGCCUCCCGCUUCGGCCUCCUCCCACGAUACGACCGUGACGGCUCCAGGAUGCGGUGGUUCGACGUGCCGGACUGCUUCUGCUUCCACAUCUGGAACGCAUGGGAGGACGCCGAUGCCGUCGUGAUCAUCUGCUCCUGCAUGACGCCGCCGGACGCGCUGUUCUCCGACGGCGGCGGGGGUGCGGAUAGCGUUCGCGCCACCCUUUCGGAGAUCCGGCUGGACCUCGUAACGGGGCAAUCGUGCCGGCGGGAGAUCGCGCCGGGGCUCAACCUCGAGGCCGGCACGGUGAACCGGUCCCGGCUGGGCCGGAGGACCCGGUACGCGUACCUCGCCGUGGCCGAGCCGUGGCCGCGGUGUCGCGGCGUGGCCAAGGUGGAUCUGGGCACGGGGGAGCUAGCCGUGCGUGAGUUCGGCGCCGGCCGGUUCGGCGGCGAGCCGGCGUUCGUGCCGGCGGCUGGCGCGUCGUCGUCAGAGGAGGAGGAAGAUGAGGGGCACGUGGUGGUGCUUGUUCAUGACGAGGCGGCGGGCGCGUCGGAGCUGGUGGUGAUGGACGCGCGCAGCAUGGAGGUGGCAGCGACGGUGGCGCUGCCGUGCCGGGUGCCGUAUGGCUUCCACGGCGUGUUCGUCACACGGGAGCAGCUCGCCGCGCAGAGGGCAGCUUGCCUUGCUUGCUAGUGGGAGAGAAUAUGAUUGCUAUGCUCCAGAUAUUUGUGCCGA